Chironomus riparius is the source of this 3155-nucleotide messenger RNA. Lineage: Eukaryota; Metazoa; Arthropoda; Insecta; Diptera; Chironomidae. The record is from the annotation of a GenBank genome assembly.
UGCUCUUUGAGAAUGUUCAUAAGUAUAUUCAAUAAAAAAUGUUGCAUUAAAAAAAUGUUGCGUGUGGUAUGUUGUCUUCUCAUUUGAGUAUGCUUAUGAGUUUAGGAAUGUGCUCACUGAGCAUACUCAAAAAGGUACCGUGAUCGCAUCACUUUAAUGUAUGAAAUGAGCACAUUCUCACAAAAGUUUGCAAGCUCACAAAUGAUGUGCUCUGAGUAUACUCAUUGUAUGUUCGGGAAACCUUAAUAAAUAGCAUAUAAAUCGUUGAUUACUUCAAGUUUUUGAACUCUAAUGAAUAACGUUUUUUAAGAAUUCAAAUUUUCUAACGGUUGAAAAAGUUUGAAAUAUUCGCGCCAUUAGUUAAAACCGUUAAAACCAAAAAAAUACAAAAAAGCGUGAAAAAUAAUUAAUUUUGUUAAAAUGACAAGCGUAAAGGAUUUUAGGGUAUUUUUAAGAUCAUUAAUUAAUAGCAGCCGUCGAAAAACAGGAAAUGCUUCAGAAGUAACAGUGAACGAUAUUAAAAAGGAUUUACUUUUUCAUGAAAAUAUUAAUGUUGACAAAUUUGUGGAUGAAAAUGGCCAUCGAGAUCUAUUGGAUUUAAUAGACGAAUGGGAAGAAUUUACUAUACAUUAUGGAAAGAAUGAACCUACUAUUCGAGUUAAAUGCGGAGAUCAUAUUUCAGAAAUGAAUAAAUUUUCAAAACUAAAGCGUGGAUCAAUUAAUACAAAAGCUAAAGAAAUAAUUUCUUCAAAACGUCUAGAAGUAUUUUUUGGACCUGAUCAUUAUGAUCUGUCGCCAAAAUCUUCGAUCGAUAGUUUAUUCAAUGAACACAAUUCACAUGAAUCUCAGUCCAGUAAAGAAUUGGCUCCGUUAAACUUGGACGAUGAUAGUGAUGAAUUUCAGUACCUAAACAUGAUAUCAAACUCAAAUUCAAAGAAAUCGACAAAUAAAUCUGAAGAAAUGAGGCAGAAAGACCCAAUUAGUCAAGAGACAUUGACAAACGAGAGUAAGGAAGUUCCAAACAACAGAAACGAUGAAAUGUUAACAAAAUUGGAACCUCUUCAACCAUUGAUUCCAACUACUUCUAAAGCAGUUAGUAUUAAUCCAGUCACUCCUUCACAAGUUCUCUUAACAUUAAGACAAAAGUUAAAUAUCAAAAAUAUUAACAGUCCAAAAAUGCCAUUUAAGCUCGUAAAGACAAUUGAUCAUAUGAUUCCAUCAUGUAAAGCACUGGAUACGAAGACAGGAAAUAUCAUAAAGAUUGCUAUACUGGAUGUUGUUAAUCCUCAUCGAUUUUGGUUUGCAGAAUACAAUGAGUACAAAGCAUUACUUGAACUCAUGAAGAAUAUGAAGGAAUUUUAUACAGCCAAUCAAGAUUCACUUCGCAUUAAUGUUCAGGAUUUACAACGAGGACUUUAUGUAGCAGCGUUAUUUGAUGGAAUUUGGCAUCGUGGAAUGAUUGUCAAGAAAGAUGAAAAUUUUGCAAGAAUUUCUUAUGUUGAUUUUGGUACUGCCGAUGACAUAAGACAUAUUGAUUUGUGUUAUUUGAAACAAGACUUUUUGAAUUUGCCAUCCGUUGCUCGUCGCGGUGUACUAGCCUUUGUUCAGCCAAAGCUGAAAUUUGAGUGGAGUGAAGGAGCUAGAAGUUUCUUUCAAAACUCAAUCAAAAAUAAGAAAAUUGAAAUCAAAAUAUUCAAGCACAAUUCUCAAGACAAUUCAUACUUUCUGGGAAUUAAAUAUAAGAACGAACAGAAAAUCGUGGAACUUUUGACAAACUCGAUGAUUUCAAAUAACUAUGCUCAACAAGACUUGACUUUUUUAGAUAACGAAACUUUCAGCAAAGACAGCUACGGAUUUCAGGAAUACGAAGAGGGAAUAUUGCUGGAUAUAAAGUCUCAAAUUCCAAGUAUAAUUGAACCUUUCGACAGUUGGAUGCCAUUUGAUAGCUCUAAAACAUCUAUUCAAGUAAUAAAGGAUAUUAAUCCAUCAACGCCAAAUACACCCAGCACAAACAAUUCCAAAAGAAAACGAUCAACCAAUAAAGCAUUUAACACGCCAGUUAAGGUUGAUCGAUCUGUAAAUGCAUUAAUUCCAAACAUUCAAGAAGUCAAACGAAAUUUAACAGGUGAUUUUGACAACGUCGCAGAGCAAGCAGAAAAGAAAGCUGAAACUACAAAAGAUGUUAUAGAAGUUCGUCAGCAAUUUUCUCAGACAAUCGUUCAAGAUAAUCGAAAUUUACCCGAAACAAAUGUGUCUAGUUCUUUGUUUAUUCCCAAGAAUAUUAUUAAGGAAUGUCAUAGUAUUAUUUUUAAACAAAGCUUUGAGAAAUUAACGAUUGGCAAACAAAUUGAGAUCCUCAUUCAUGCUUUUUAUGAUGCUAGUUGCUUCUUUUUUUACAUCAAGAAUGAGAUGCCAGUAAUCAAGAAGUUUUUGGAUGAUGUGAAUGCAAGUUGCAAAAAAUGCUUAAAAGAUGAAGAGUUAGUUCUCAAUAAAGAAGUUGCUAUCUUCAGUGAUAAUAAAUAUGUUCGAGGUCUUAUAAGUUCAAAAAUAGAAAACGCUUAUCAGGUGUUUUUGAUCGAUUUCGGAGUAUUCAUUCAAAGGAAUACUGGGGAAAUCUAUGGACUUCAAAAGGAAUACAUCAAACGAAAGCCGUGCAUAUAUAAGGGAUGUACAUCGGAUGCUUUUAUAAUCAAAGACUUAGCUCAGACCUUCAAUGUGGCUAAAAUUUUAGGUAUUCGUGGUGAAAAUACAGUCGAUUUAACGAUCAAAUCGUUAUCAAUCUGAUUUUAUUCAAAAAGACAGUUAAGUAUAACCAAUCGAAAAUACCAGUCUCAAAAAAUUAAAUUUUCAAAAAUAUUUUGAAGAGUUAUCAAAAUUUCCACAAAUCAAUGGAAAGUCAUCAACAAAGCUAAUCAUAAAGAGACAAAAUAAAAUAGUCAGAAAAUAUAGGUUAAAAAAUUACAAAAGUCCUCGUGUUAUUGAUCGAGGGACUUCAGCGCAUUUUCGACGCAGCGAUCAGUAUUUGAUUAUCUAUUUAUUUUGCGUUCGUUUACAGAUCAUUAGAAGUUUAGAAGAUCAUUCAUUUUAGUGCUUAUAUAGAAAGGCUUUAUUAUUUAAUGGUCAAUAAAUAAUUUUCCGUUAAAAGUUGCACUACA